GCUUCUCCGGAACUCCAAUCGCUUUUCUCAGUCCUCCCCCGGUGUUUGCCAAAGAAAAGGCAUCACUUUCGUUGUUGUUCCGUUUCGUUAUUCUGGCAAGAGCUCCUUUAAGACCAACUUCUCAUAAUAGAUGUGAUGAUGCUAUAUCAACAAUCACUACAACCUCAACAUCAAGAAUAACGCAAACCACCUCAGAAAGACGAAAAAAUCGCGAGAAUUUUAAUCGACCAAUCAUUUUCAGAUUCCAAAUAUUUAGGAUAAAUUUAUUAAGCUUAAAAAAAGAUGGCAAGGAAAAAUUAAAAGAUAUAAAAGAUGAAGAAGCAUUAUAA
Molecule: messenger RNA, 329 nt
Organism: Ambispora gerdemannii
Lineage: Eukaryota; Fungi; Glomeromycota; Glomeromycetes; Archaeosporales; Ambisporaceae
Source: the annotation of a GenBank genome assembly